This is a messenger RNA of Pseudoliparis swirei, 5198 nucleotides long. It is a transcript of the gene matk, whose product is annotated as megakaryocyte-associated tyrosine kinase. The transcript has 12 exons. Gene Ontology annotation, biological process: protein phosphorylation. Gene Ontology annotation, molecular function: protein binding; ATP binding; protein tyrosine kinase activity. The record is from RefSeq and is a predicted model, not a curated record. The coding region runs from base 2050 to 3477 and encodes 475 amino acids. NCBI's taxonomy places the organism in Eukaryota, Metazoa, Chordata, Actinopteri, Perciformes, Liparidae.
UCAUGUCUCUUUCCUGUUUUCUCUGGUUUCAGCAUGCUCUGCGGCUGCUCGCUUUCCGUCAGAUCCACAAGGUUCUGGGUAUGGACUCGCUGCCGGCGUCCAAGGCCAGCGCUCGGAACCGCAAACGUCGGCGGGACGGCAGCGACACUGGCGACGGGGAGGGGGAGGGCAAAAAAGACAAAAAGGAAGAAGCAGAAAGCGUCUGACCUCUGCCUCCAGAGCGGAGGCGUGUGCUAGUUUAGAGACUAGUAGAAUGUCACAACUUUCAACUUUUCUUAUCUUGAAAACGAUCUUAACACGCAGCCAUACACAUAUGAAUAUAACUGACUGUACAUGUUACAUGUCUACCUGUGAUUGAAGGGAAGUAAUGUGUGGGGAGGAGACUGAAGCGUGAGGAUCUGUACUACUGAUCCUUCUCGUAUAGUAAUUUCCUGCAGGUUUGGUGUCUUUUAAAUUGUGCAGAGAGAUGUGGCACAGUAAAAAAACAUUUAGAUGUCUGUAAUUGCACACUAACUACUGACCCUCCCUCCUGUUUAUUCACAAUAGUUAAACCACUACAGUUAAAUCAUCAGCACCUUAAGCUGUAUGUUCAGCAGACUCUGAACUCAACCGCUUGAGCCCGGACUCUGAACUAAUGUCAGUGCAUGACAUUUGUAAAACGUUUUUUUCCGUCUGUGUUAAACAAAGAGAAAGAUGGGCGUUCAAGUUUAGAAGCUUUGAAACUGGGGGAAAAGUCCCAGAAGACUGACUGUGUUGAAGAUAUACAUAAAUACAGUACUGUGAUGUUCGUUGUGCCUGGUAUGACACGGUAGUAGUGUGACGCUGUUGAGCUCACCUCUAAAGUCGAGUUGGAAGGCUUACACUAAAAUCACUUCGCCUUUAAAACAUGUACAGAAACGUACAAGGACACAGGAGUUCAGCUUUUUGAGUUUUAUCUGUGGAGGUCACACUGGAGGAGAGAGAGAUAAGUCUUAUGUUGCACAGUCUGUAGCAUGCUGAGGGAAUGAAGCACUUAAGAAAUGACAAUGUUAUUGAAUGCAGCCAUAAUUUUAUGAUUUGAAUAAUAUGCCUAGUAAUCUUUUUUCUUCCAGAGUACGGUUAGCAGACGAGAGAAGCUUUAUUCCAAGAAAUCAGACUGAAUAUCUACUGUAAUGAUCAAGGUGUCCUUUGACUUUCUUCCUUGUGCCUGCAUUAUGUUGUGUAUUACAGAGAAAGGGGGACAUUUAUGAGUCGUUGUUUGUUCAGAUUUCACAAAGAUGUGGGACAAGAAAGGGGCACUUGUACAACUCUUUGGCUUAAAAGUUAAUGUGGGAGCAUUUUAAUUUGCCUUUUUUUGGUGUUGCUUUUCAUCUACCAAGAGCAUCAUAUAAGUAUUGAUUAUUUUAUUUCUGAAGGAAAAUCUAUUUUGUGUUUUAAAUGUAACGUGUGAAUAUUGCUGUCCUUCUAUUAUUUUAAUGUCUUUGUAGUGUUGCCUAAACAUUAAAGGGAGAUAUUAAAACCCUUUUAAGCCAUUUUGUGUCUCAGGAUGUUUGUUGAACCAAAUAAACGCUUUUCUACAUUUUCAAGAGACGCAGGAGAAGAAGAGAAGAAGAAGAAGAGAAGUCCUCUCCAGCGUCACUUCUGUGUCGCCUCAUGAAAUAGAAACCACCUUUAUUGAAGUCUACAGAGGAAGUGGUCCGACAGAUGACAGCCGCGCUGCACGUGAACGUCACACAGUUGGUUUCAAUGAAGACGUUUGACCGAAAAUGUCCCCGCCGGCUGGGUCGAAGAAGGUUUUAAAGUCCAUUUCCGGCUCUUGUUUACGGACCUAGCUGCUCUGGAGAGGAAUGCCCAACAACUGCCCGGAGAGCGGCAGGUACUGAAACAUGCAUGCCGAGUAACCGCACUGAACGAGCUCUGCGGGGCGUUUUACUUCCCAUGCAUGCGACACAUCCUGCAGCCCGCUGACGUCUGAAGCUGCUCGGUGGUGCGUUUGGAUCCGCAGUGUCUCGACAAACAGCUCCUUUCGAAAUGGCUGUUUAUGCACAGAGUUUAAUAUAAUGCUAUGUUAUGUCACUGUUGAACACAGAGCUGUCCAGCCCUCCUGCCCUGCUGAUGGAGAAGAUGAACUGGGCUGCAGGUACACAGUGUGUGGCCAAGGGGGAGCACAGGAAACCCAAACCUGGAGAACUGGCUUACCACAAAGGCGACAUCCUCACGAUCGUUAAUGCCAGCACGAAGAAGGGAUAUUACAAGGCCAGACUCAACACCUCAGGAGAGGAAGGACUCAUAAAUGCCACCAAUGUGCGUGAAAGAGAGGCUCUGCGCGUUGACCCCAGCCUCAGCCUUAUGCCUUGGUUUCAUGGGAAGAUCUCGGGUCCAGAGGCGGUGUGCAAGCUGCAGCCGGCCGAGGACGGCCUGUUUCUGGUUCGGGAGUCUGUCCGCCAUCCCGGCGACUACGUCCUGUGUGUCAGUGUCUCUGGAGGUGUUAUCCACUACCGGGUGAUUUAUCAGGACAAGCAGCUGACCAUUGAUAGCACACAGUUUUUCUACAACCUCAUUGACAUGAUAGAGUUCUACUCAAAGAACAAAGGCUCCAUCGCUACCACUCUUCUGAAACCCAAACAAAAACAAGGAACCAAGUCAGCUGAGUUGGAACUGUCCAAAUCUGGGUGGCUGCUGGACAUUACGAAGCUCAAACUGGGAGAGAACAUCGGAGAAGGGGAGUUUGGUGCGGUUUAUGAAGGAGACUAUAUGGGCCAGAGGGUGGCAGUAAAGACCAUUAAAUGUGAUGUCACUGCCCAGGCCUUCCUGCAGGAGACCACAGUCAUGACGAAGCUCCAGCAUAAGAACCUGGUGCGAUUGUUGGGGGUCAUUCUUCACAAAGGACUUCAUAUCGUCACGGAGCUCAUGACUAAGGGAAACCUUGUCAACUUUCUCAGGACAAGAGGACGCUCAGUUGUAAACUCGGUUCAACUGCUCCGCUUUGCUCUUGAUGUGUGUGAGGGGAUGGAGUACCUGGAGUCCAAGAAGUUGGUUCACAGAGAUUUGGCCGCUCGUAACGUGUUGGUCUCUGACGACAGCCUGGCCAAGGUCAGCGACUUCGGCCUGACCAAGGUGGACUCGAAGGUGUCGGAUAAAGCCAAACUGCCGGUCAAAUGGACCGCCCCCGAAGCUCUGAAGAAAGAGAAAUUCUCCACAAAAUCAGAUGUCUGGAGCUACGGUGUUCUCCUGUGGGAGAUCUUCUCUUACGGCCGUCAACCUUAUCCUAAGAUGUCUCUGAAGGAGGUGAAGGAGAGGUUGGAGGGGGGCUAUCGUAUGGAGGCUCCAGAGGACUGCCCCCCCGUCGUUUAUUCGCUGAUGAGGAUUUGCUGGGAGCAGGAGCCAUGCAGAAGACCUGCGUUUAACAAACUAAGAGAGAAACUUGAACAAGAGAUGGGUAAACACAGCCCUGGGUCUGAGGGCCGGGAGGGGACCAGGUCUGCCUCUGGAUGCUGAUCUUUGUUGUGGAUCCUUGAGCUCACAGCGGUGGUAAUAGACUGGCGGCUGAUGGACAGGUAACACACACAUUUUUUCCCGCUCCUGAUGGUGUCCUUCACACAAGAUGGCCCGGUGGAGUUCCUACUGGAUUUCCUUUCAUCUAGUGGAUGAGAGAAGACGAUCGUUAUGUGACUGCUCAUCACAUAAUGCUGAUGAGGAAGGGUUUCGCGGUUGGAUCCGUAAAUAUAUGCGAAACUUUGCUUUGGUCCAUUACCAUGAAAGUGUGUACAUACACCAAUUAUCCCCAGAGGAUCCUAAUUACUGCACCUUGCACGGUCAACCAAGGACCCCAUGUUGCCAUGAUCACAAACACAAACACACACACGAAACAAUGUCAGCCACACAUUGUUGUGGCUGGUAGUCGACCCCACAGGACGAUGCACAGCCGCUGUCUGAAGUCUGUUGACACUGUUUGUAGUGCGACACCAGAUCGCAUGAAGCUCCAAAAAACAUCAAUGCAUUGCUGCAGCUAGCAUUGAGUAGCCAAAGACAAUGGUGAGGGGCACAACAGCGCCAUCAUGUGUUGCAAGUACUGCACAUGGAGUUUGAAUCUCCUAAAAUGACCUCAUAUGUUGGUAUGUCAGUUUAGUAGUCAGGUUUCCUUCAUGGUGAGACCUCAAUGGAUCCUAAUAAAUCCUCCUUAUCCCUCAUUUUGUAUAAACCUUUUUCUGGAAACAAUUUCUGUUUGUUCUAUAAGUUAUUCUUCUGAUAUAAUUAAUUUGUCCAUAACAUUUAAAUUGUAUUCUUUCAACAUAAUGAUUGCAGCUAUUAUUAUGUUGAUUUGAUUGUUGGUCUCUUUAAACUAACUUAAUGGUACUAUUCUAGAAAUUCCAACACUGAAAUAAACUAAAACAAUUUCCCAUUUAAAAAUGACGUUCACCUCACUCACCUGACUUUACAUUACCAUAGAAACAUUCUCAAGAUCAGCCAAUCACAGCAGUGUGUUCUCUCUUUCUGCCUGUGUGCUUUUGCAUGGCAGAGAACCAGAGAAUCACAUGAAUGUUACCUUCUCCAUCACCGUUUCUCUCCCCCUUUCUGCCUCCCUCCUUCCUUCCUUCCCUCCCUCCCUCCCUCUCCACUUCCCUCAGUAAACUGACACUUUGCAUUCACACGUUAGCUGCUUUUACCUCUAAUAGGAUCAGGAGGACUUACAUUUUCAUCUGAUGAAACUAAGCAGCUUGAUAACUGCACUGCUCCUUCUUAACCAAUUUAUGUUCAAUAAGGAUAACAGAGAAACAGUAGAACAACGUAUGAACAAAAUCAUAAAGAGAUAAACAAGCACCUUGGACUUUCAUUACUUCGUCAGUGAGAGUCCUUUUGCAAACAGACCGGUGACUCCAAUGAGAAUGAAGGAUUGUUGAGGCAAAACGAUGUUAUUGUGGUACACUCUGGUUUAGAUGCUUUUAUUUAGAUGAUUAUUCAGGAUGUUAAUUUCUUUUUUUUAAAAUAUUUGUAUAUAUGUUUAUUUAUAUAUUGCUGGUAUUAAAAGUAGUUUGACCUAAAAUGUUAUAACAUCAUUCCACUCCAAUAUUGUUCCUUAAAACAUGUUGUAUUAUGAUGUUAUUUGUGUUAAUGGUAUCUUUUUUUCUUGCCUGAAUGAUCUUAUACAAAUUGCUAAUGAAAUAUUUACAUUUGUAUGUAUUUUUGAUUAAAAUGCCUGAUCCAAAGAAUCAACUUAA